AUGGAUGCAAAAUCACAUCUAGCCGACCUAGUGCCUCUUGGCCAGACCGAUUUGGAUGCUCCGAAUUUCCACGACGAAUGGCUCAAGCCAUUGAACAAGGAAGGUAGUACAGGUGCACUGCGACACAAGGGUCAAAAACCGCUUGGCACUGGGUCGUUUAGUAUAGUCUAUCAAGUAGAACGGCCCGAGUCCGAACUACACGCUAAGGAGUCGAAACAUAAGAAUAAAGUAUUUGCUGCAAAAGUAAUCACAAAGAUGCAUGGACCUAAAGAGACUUGGCCCAGAGAUGUUUUCACGGAGAGACGUAUUGAAGGGUUCGCAAAACACGAAGCAAAGGUACUUUCAAAGCUUAGACAUGAGAAUGUGAUGAAGUGCUAUGGGGCCUUUGAAAACAAGCGGGCAUGGGUUCUUGUUCUUCAGUUUGCAGCUGGCGGAAACAUCGAUGACCGCAUGGUGAACAGCGGCAGAUACAUGUUGACAGAAGAGGAAGCAAUACAUUAUACAAGACAAGAAGUCGCUGGCCUGGCUUAUGUUCAUUCAGAAGACCUUAUUCAUAGAGAUAUAAAACCUGGUAACUUCUUUAUAAAGAAUGCUUAUGAUAAAUCUACCCCCUUCACUAGUGAUCAUCUCUUGAUAGGAGAUUUCGGCUUUGCAGUAGAAACAGAAAUUCGCUUGGAAGAUCGUACCACAUGUGGAUCGCCAAUAUACAUGGCUCCUGAGGUAUAUUGUAAGUCAGACUUCUCAAAGGCAGGAGACAUGUGGGGAAUAGGGUAUAAUAUGAAUAAUGAGAUGGUUCAGAACACUUUAGAAUCGCCCCGCUUUUCGGAAAUACCUCCUGCAGCCCUGGUUGAGUAG
Fomitiporia mediterranea MF3/22 is the source of this 855-nucleotide messenger RNA. RefSeq names its product kinase-like protein. Lineage: Eukaryota; Fungi; Basidiomycota; Agaricomycetes; Hymenochaetales; Hymenochaetaceae. The transcript is spliced from 8 exons. The record is from RefSeq and is a predicted model, not a curated record. Gene Ontology annotation, molecular function: ATP binding; protein kinase activity. Gene Ontology annotation, biological process: mitotic cell cycle; regulation of cytokinesis; protein phosphorylation. The coding region runs from base 1 to 855 and encodes 284 amino acids. Gene Ontology annotation, cellular component: nucleus; centrosome; cytoplasm.